Nothoprocta perdicaria is the source of this 6125-nucleotide messenger RNA. RefSeq names its product membrane associated guanylate kinase, WW and PDZ domain containing 3 (gene MAGI3). NCBI's taxonomy places the organism in Eukaryota, Metazoa, Chordata, Aves, Tinamiformes, Tinamidae. The record is from RefSeq and is a predicted model, not a curated record. Gene Ontology annotation, molecular function: protein binding. Bases 284 to 3940 code for a protein of 1218 amino acids. Gene Ontology annotation, biological process: signal transduction. Gene Ontology annotation, cellular component: cytoplasm. The transcript has 20 exons.
CAGAGACAAUCUCUAUUUGAGAACCAUUCCAUGCACUACAAGGGCUCCUAGAGAUGGGGAGGUCCCUGGGGUAGACUAUAAUUUUAUUCCUGUUGAGCAGUUCAAAGCACUGGAAGAAAGUGGAGCCUUGCUGGAAAGUGGAACAUAUGAUGGUAAUUUCUAUGGUACUCCAAAGCCCCCAGCAGAGCCCAGUCCCUUUCAGCCUGAUCCAGUGGAUCAAGUUCUUUUUGACAAUGAUUUUGACACUGAAUCGCAGAGGAAAAGAACCACAUCAGUCAGCAAAAUGCAAAGGAUUGACAGUUCUCUGCCUGAAGAAGAGGAAGAGGAGGAGAAGGAAGCCGUAAACGGCAGUGGAGGGAUAGAAAACAAAGAAAAACAUUCAGAUUCUUCUGACUGGAUGAAACCUGUUCCCAGUUACAACCAGACAAGCAGCUCCAUGGAUUUCAGAAACUAUUUGUCAAGGGACGAGACCCUGGAACCUCUACCCAAGAACUGGGAGAUGGCCUACACGGACACGGGCAUGAUCUACUUCAUAGACCACAACACCAAGACAACCACAUGGCUUGAUCCUCGGCUCUGUAAGAAAGCCAAAGCCCCUGAAGAUUGUGAAGAUGGAGAACUUCCUUAUGGAUGGGAAAAAAUAGAAGACCCUCAAUAUGGAACAUACUAUGUUGAUCAUAUUAACCAGAAAACUCAGUUUGAAAACCCGGUGUUGGAAGCCAAAAGAAAGAAACAAUUAGGACAAACUGAUGCUGGCCCUUCAAAAUCAGGAGCAGAGAAGUCUCUCUUCACCAGAGACCCAGCCCAGCUUACUGGAGCCCUCAUACGGACGUCGCUGAAGAAAAGUACAAUGGGAUUUGGCUUUACGAUCAUUGGAGGGGACAGACCUGACGAGUUUCUGCAGGUGAAGAAUGUGUUAAAAGAUGGACCUGCUGCACAAGAUGGGAAAAUUGCACCAGGUGAUGUAAUUGUCGACAUAAAUGGAAACUGUGUCCUUGGCCAUACCCAUGCAGAUGUUGUCCAGAUGUUUCAACUAGUUCCUGUCAACCAGUAUGUGAACAUGACUUUGUGUCGUGGUUAUCCUCUUCCUGAGGAAAAUGAAGACUCUAUUGUAGAUAUAGUGACAGCUACACCUCUUAUCAAUGGACCACCUAUGACCAAAGGAGAUGUUUGCGUGACCAGUCAGGAUUUGAUACCAGGCACAGUCGUGCUGGACCAGAAUGGAAAGCCGGGCCCUGUGUUAGUCAACGGUCGUCUGAAUGGCCCCUCUGUGGACACAAAUGAGCAGAGAAUCUCUGUUGCAUCUUCAGGGACAUCUCAAACAGAGCUGGUCACCAUUCCUCUAGUCAAAGGUCCUAAAGGCUUUGGAUUUGCCAUUGCAGACAGUCCUACAGGACAGAAGGUGAAAAUGAUCCUAGACAGCCAGUGGUGCCAAGGCCUUCAGAAAGGAGAUGUAAUCAAAGAGAUUUGUCAUCAGAACGUACAGAACUUGACACAUCUGCAGGUGGUAGAGGUGCUGAAGCAAUUUCCAGUAGGAACGGAGGUGCCACUGCUUAUCUUAAGAGGAGGUCCUCCUUCACCUACUAAAACUGCCAAAGUGCCUAUGCCUUUCCCACCCACUGCUGUGAGAUCGGGCUCUCCUAAACUAGACCCUUCAGAAGUCUACUUGAAGUCUAAGACCAUAUAUGAGGACAAGCCUCCAAACACAAGAGAUCUGGAUGUUUUCCUGCGGAAACAAGAGUCAGGCUUCGGUUUCCGGGUGCUUGGAGGCGAUGGACCAGAUCAACCAAUUUAUAUUGGAGCCAUAAUCCCAUUGGGAGCAGCAGAAAAAGACGGCAGGCUUCGAGCUGCUGAUGAACUGAUGUGUAUUGAUGGAGUGCCUGUGAAAGGGAAAUCACACAAGCAGGUGUUGGACUUAAUGACCAGUGCUGCACGGAAUGGCCAAGUGCUGCUCACGGUCCGGAGGAAGAUCUUCUUUGGUGGAGAAAAGCAACCAGAGGAGGAAGAGUCACAGCCUAUCUUGGGCGAAAAAGGGUCUCCCCGAUUGAAUAGGGUGGAGUUUGCAAGCCAGCAGUCCUCAGAGGUCUACGAUGUCCGUCUACAGCGAAAGGAAAAUGAAGGAUUUGGCUUUGUCAUUCUCACCUCAAAAAAUAAACCUCCCCCUGGAGUGAUUCCUCACAAGAUUGGCCGCGUUAUAGAGGGCAGCCCGGCUGAGCAGUGUGGGAAGCUCAAAGUGGGGGAUCGCAUCUCGGCAGUGAACGGCCAGUCCAUCGUCGAGCUCUCCCACGACAGCAUCGUGCAGCUGAUUAAAGACGCGGGCAACGCGGUAACUCUGACCGUCGUCGCCGAGGAAGAGCAUCGUGGUCCUCCCUCGGGAACAAACUCGGCGAGGCAGAGCCCGGCUCCGCAGCACCGGGCACCGGCGCAGAGCACCCCGGCCGGCGCGGACAGGGGCACCACAGAAGGCGAAGCUGGAAAAGAGGCAUCAGCUACUUACAGGCUUUCGUGGCCUGAGCACAAGCACUUGGCGCAGCCUGAGGGGGCUGUUGCUGCAGUAAGUGGUGGCCGUCACCCCCAGGUACAGAAUCCUGGCUGCUACCCAGUGGAACUGGAAAGAGGUCCUCGGGGGUUUGGGUUCAGUCUUCGUGGAGGAAAGGAAUACAACAUGGGCUUAUUCAUCCUGCGACUUGCUGAAGAGGGGCCAGCAAUCAAGGAUGGGAGAAUACACGUUGGUGACCAGAUUGUUGAAAUAAACGGAGAGCCCACCCAAGGGAUCACUCACACACGAGCCAUUGAGCUGAUUCAGGCUGGUGGGAAUAAAGUUUUGCUGCUGCUGAGACCAGGGACUGGCUUGAUACCAGAUCACAGUGAUUGGGAUGGUUAUAAUCCAUCUUCAUCAAAUGUAAUAUAUGAAGAACCAUCACCAUUAUCUUCAUCUUCACAGUCUGCUUCCCCAUCUGAACUGUGUUAUUUACCAACAUCAGGAGAAGCUUUAAUGAAAGUUCAGCUGUCUGAGAAACUGGAACAGGCGAAGAACACUGUGCCUGAAAAGAUAAGCACUUUAUCAGAAAUCUCGUCUGAGCUUAAGCCUGUAUCUUCUCCCCAGAGAGCGAAGAACAGAUGGGGUCAUCCCUCCAGUCCUGGCUUGGAAAUGACAAAAGGAUCCCCCUCCGCGAGCCCAGAGAGGCCGGGGCCGUCCGAGGGGCGGCAUCAGGCCGGACCGCGCGGCCCUGGGCAGGGCGACCCCAGAAAGCUCCACGUCGGUGUCGCAGCCGCCUCUGACGGCUGCAGAGGGGGUGAGGGCAGAUCCACAGACCCCGGGCUCCACAGCAGCAGCAAGAGAGACCCCUCCAGAGCAAACCAAGGCAGGGGCGCUGGUCCCCACCAGUGUCUGGGUAAACAGGGACCCACCGAAGUGUCAGGAAAGUUGCCGGAGUAUCAAGACAGAACAGCUGGUGGUGACGUUAAGACUGCUGAGCAGUUGAAAAGUGGGAACGGUAAAAUAAGAGUCACAAGGAAAGAUGCAAACCAGGAAAGUUCUGGAAGGAAGGAGGGGUGGCCAUUGGAGAGAAGAUACCCAGCAUUUGAAAAUACUCUUCCAUUCAGUAAGGCCAUGGACUCUUGGACAAAAUCUUCUGAAGAUGAAAAAAUACAGAAGUCAAACUCUGGAGAGCCAAGUUUCAGCAAAUUCAAAACUUCAAGCCUUUCCAAUAUCCCCCUGCUUUCCAUGGAGAGGCAAAGGUGGCUAGAACCCCCAGAGACUGCUACUCUCAACAGGCAACAACACAUGGAGCCACUUGAUGAAACCAAAGAUGAUGGAAUCUCAAAAUCUGAGAACAGUUCACCGGUCAAGAGAGCACCAAUAACUCCUGGACCUUGGAAAGUACCAAGUGUGUGUAAAGUCACCAAAGCAGCAAGUGUGGCUGAAAAACGGGUUUGACUGACACUUUUUUAAAACAUGUUUUAAUCAAGUUUCUAAUGAUGGUCACUUAAAAGCACCAUUUCUUUACAUAAAGUCAUCAUUUUUCAGAAACUGUUUAGAGGCUGGAAAGUAAUCUGAUUUAUUCUUAAAUUAUCUAAGCUGCAUGAAGGAACUUUGGAUUGCUUAAAUGAAACUCCUCCAUAAGCUGCUGUCCCCUUGUCCUUUGAAGGCAGUGUGCUGCUGCUCCCGACAUUGCACUGCUACAGCUUUCUCAGAUAGUAUUGUGAGGUUCUGAACAAAGUUAUUUAAUGCUUAUAUUGCCAAUGUGAUCAUGACUCACUUGUUCUUGUGCCAAGUUAUCUACUGUAUCCAGUCAAUCUAAUCCUUCUCAUAUGUAAUCCGGUCCCAGAAAAGACGAGGUUUUGUUUGAAAUGGGUAUUUUCUCAAGAGCAUGUUGCAUGUUUACAUAAGGAGAUACCCAUGUGCUUACUGCUUCUCUGAGAAGAUGGGUGAGUUGGUUUUAUCAGUUCUAGGGCAGCAAUGAGCCACUAAUGCUGCUCCAGCAGAUGUGUUUUGUUUUUAUUUUUUUUUACCUAAUAUAAAAUCAUGUAGAUAAGAAUUACAUUGGACAUGAUGUAAUUCUGCUUUUUAUGAACACAGCACAAUUGCUUUAAUUUCUUGAUUCAUGAGGAUGCUCAUAGUAAUUGUUGACAAACAUCUGUCUAAAAAGAGAGAUGAUUUCUGGAUUCUGUUAAAUAGCAUAAUUCCUUUGGCUUCCCUUGUGGCAGGGUCAUCCUUACCAUUCUCUGUAAACAUAUGUGAGUGUGUAUUUAUUUUUAGUGUCAUUCUGGUGCUAUUUACUGAAAUUUCCUUAGUUCAUUAUUUAGCACUAGUUAAGAGUUGGGAUUUUCUUUCCUCUGUAAUGAUAGCAGUUGAUCCUUAGUCAGCUUCUUGAAUGAAACUAAUUCUACCUGUGCAUACUGCAAGUCUCCCCCAUCUUACCUGAAACGUGUGAUCUAAGAGUGUGAAAUAGAAUAAUAAUACAGGCAAGGUGAGAUGUAAUAUCUACUGUUUUGGCUCUAACAUAAAAUAAUAGGAGGAAAAAUAUCAGGAAUGCCACCAACCAAAUAAUUAGCGGUAAAAACAGUGAACUGAAAAAAUUUAAAGGGAUGUAAUUGCUUUGAAGUUUUAGUGAUGGCUUCCUUCAUGUCUACAAGAAGUGGUAAAAGAAGCUCUUUGGUCCAGUUUGUAAAAGCAAACAGUAGUACCAAAGGUCAAGCUUUACUUAUGUUAAAAUUCAUACUAGUACAACCUGCUAAUUGCAAAUGAUUGAGCAGCAUCUUUGACUUUAAACAUUGAAUGCUUUUAAAGUUCAUUGAAGCACAGCGGAUCAGCUCUGAGUUGAACAAUUCUUCACCUACCUAAGGAGGUUUUUGAUCACUUCUUGGAAAGUAAAUAGGCUUUAAGGCAGAUCUGCACUGCUCUCUGCUGUUUCACGUGGGACGAUCCACUGAUUGCUGUAGCAUAUGUACUAAUACUCCAUGGUGUGGAGUCUGACUGUGAAACUAUUCAAUACCUUGAAGUAGCCUCUGUAGAUACUAUCCAUGUAUUCUUGACAGGAGACUGUUUAUGUUGUUGUAUACACCUGCCCUACCCCUGAGUAAUGAAAUCAGAAGUUUAAUAUGAAGAUGAAUUAGCACCACUGAAAUUAUUUUCCAUUUUUUUCUGCUAAUGUGAUCUAACUUAGCGUCUUACCUGUCUGUGAUUUCUCCUUCCAGAGAACUUGUAUCUGUACUUACUGUAUGAGAUGACUUAGCAAUGUGGCCUUGGAAUGCUAAGCAAUGGAUGGAUGUACUGGGUGUAAAUGUUUAUAUAUUGUACAGCAUCUUUAUAUAUACUUCUGAGGUUCUAACUAGAGAAAGACCUGUAAAUUGCUCAUUAUUUUUUAUAUAGAUAUUAAAAAGAAACUCCAGUUCACGGUCUGUUGGUUCUGCACUGUAUAAAACAUUCAUUGUUGACUUUCAGUGGUGUGACACCUGCAUUUAACAGAUCAGUAUAAGAUCCAGGUUUUACCCAUAAGCAAAAUACUCUUCUGGAAAACAAAUGCAAUUUAUUAUUGGAACUUUAAUUGCCUCUUUGUUCAGGUAGUAUUUGUUCAACAAAGGUACUAUAAAAAACAUCAAAUCAUGUAGUAUAAACUGUG